Molecule: messenger RNA, 692 nt
Organism: Neohortaea acidophila
Lineage: Eukaryota; Fungi; Ascomycota; Dothideomycetes; Mycosphaerellales; Teratosphaeriaceae
Exons: 1
Coding region: 174-521 (115 amino acids)
Source: RefSeq, a predicted model, not a curated record
UCACUGCGGGCUCGCCUGAAUUGAGGGAACCAAGUAAGCAUUCGCAGCGCCGACUUUCUCCAGGUAGACCAUGCGUUGCUCACCAGUGUAAGCGUACUCAAUCUCGCCGCACAUGCAAGAUCCGGAUGCCAUGAUUGCAGAUAGAUGGAUGGAUUUUGAAUGACAAGUAAAGUAUGAGAAGACGGCGAAAUCACUCAAGUCUGAAGAUGUUGCGGGAAAUGCAAAAGAAAAGAAAAGGUGCCGGCGCGGCAGCAGAAAUACCUUAUGUACGCGCCCCCCUCCCUCGAAAGGUCGGCGAGAUGGCACGUAACAAAUGGAGCGCAAGCUUUGCUGCUACCCCUCACUCUCACCACGGGGUCGCGGUCGGUAGCGGGCAAAGGUCGCACAGUAGCGUUUCGCCGCCGCCCUGCUCGGAAGGGCGGAUGUCCGUUCACGCGGGCCCAAUGACAAAGCCAGAAGCGCGGGCUGGACGAAAGGAGCAGGAUGCGGCUAAGGUUUGGAAGCACUGUGCACGCUUCUGAGGGUGUGGGAAAAGGAUAGGAAUGAAGGAGAUGGUGCAGAAGGGUGGAAUGGAGUGAAGAGAAGGGAAGAAGGUCGACGGCGAAGGUGCGAGUCGUCCUUACUCACCGUCGAUGUCGUCAGUUGCUCUUGACCAAUCAUUGGUGGAUAUUUACCAUCAAGGUCGAGUCACG